GCCCCCUGCGGCCGGCUGUGUCCCUCGCCGCUAGGACCUGCCAGUCUGCGCGCCAUGGCAGCGGCGGCAGCAUCCCCGCCAGCAUCCCCGCCAGCGGCGGCGGCGGUGGCGUCCACGGCCGCCGCGGAUGCUAUUGUUCCCUAGUGUAAGUUGCUCUUUGGCUGCUUUUCAUCUGGAGCGAACAAUAGCAGCAGAGAGAGCUUUUUGCCUUCUCUUCUGGUGGAGAAGGAAGGACCGUCCCUUGCGAGAGUACUGCGGCUCCGGAGGCUGGAGUAGCUGCGGACAGCAUGGGGCUGCGAGCCGGGCGCCUGGCGUCCCCGAACCGGGGCGUCCUGCAGCUGCUGCGGCUGCCACUGCUCUUGCUGCUCCUGCUGAGCUCCGGCGCCCGCGGGGCUGCAGCGCAGGGAGACUCCGAGGUGCCUACCCUCUAUCUUUGGAAGACCGGUCCCUGGGGACGGUGUAUGGGAGAUGACUGUGGACCAGGCGGCAUCCAGACCCGGGCUGUGUGGUGUGCUCACGUGGAAGGCUGGACAACACUGCACACGAACUGCAAGCAGGCUGGGAGACCCAGUAACCAGCAAAACUGUUUCAAAGUGUGUGACUGGCACAAAGAGUUGUACGACUGGAGGCUGGGGCCCUGGAAUCAGUGUCAGCCCGUGAUUUCCAAAAGCCUGGAGAAAGCUCGAGAAUGUGUGAAGGGAGAGGAAGGCAUCCAGGUGAGAGACAUAACCUGCAUCCAAAAGGAUAAGGACAUCCCCGCAGAGGACAUCAUCUGCGAGUACUUUGAGCCCAAGCCCCUCCUGGAGCAGGCCUGCCUCAUCCCUUGCCAGCAAGACUGCAUUGUGUCUGAGUUCUCGGCCUGGUCCGAGUGCUCCAGGACCUGCGGCAGCGGCCUGCAACACCGCACCAGGCAAGUGGUCGCACCGCCACAGUUUGGAGGCUCUGGCUGUCCUAACCUCACCGAGUUCCAGGUGUGCCAGUCCAACCCCUGCGAGGCGGAGGAGAGCAUGUACAGCUUGCAGGUCGGGCCCUGGAGUGCAUGCUCUGUGCCACACUCACGGCAAACCAGGCAAGCCAGACGUCGUGGCAAGAACAAAGAGCGGGAGAGGAAUCGAAGCAAAGCCGUGAAGGACCCAGAAGCCCGUGAGCUCAUCAAGAAGAAGAGGAACAGAAACAGACAAAACAGACAGGAGAACAGAUACUGGGACAUCCAGAUUGGGUAUCAGACCAGGGAUGUGAUGUGCACGAACAAGACUGGGAAAGCUGCGGAUCUCAGCUUUUGCGAACAAGAGAAACUGCCCAUGACCUUCCAGUCCUGUGUGAUCACCAAAGAGUGCCAGGUGUCCGAGUGGUUGGAAUGGAGCCCAUGUUCAAAAACAUGCCAUGAUGUCACAUCCCCCACAGGCACUCGUGUAAGGACAAGGACCAUCAAGCAGUUUCCAAUUGCAAGUGAAAAGGAAUGUCCAGAACUUGAGGAGAAAGAGCCCUGUUUGUCUCAGGGAGAUGGAGCUGUCCUCUGCGCUACGUAUGGCUGGAGAACUACAGAGUGGACAGAGUGCCACGUGGACCCUUUGCUCAGUCAGCAGGACAAGAGGCGUGCCAAUCAGACAGCCCUCUGUGGAGGUGGCAUCCAGACCCGGGAGGUAUACUGCAUACAAACCAAUGACAACCUGCUCUCCCACUUAAAUACACAGAAGGACAAAGAAGCUCCAAAACCAGUGGACUUGACAUUAUGCAGUGGCCCUGUUCCUAACACCACACAGCUGUGCCACCUUCCUUGUCCAGUUGAAUGUGAGGUUUCACCCUGGUCUGCCUGGGGACCCUGUACUUAUGAGAACUGUAAUGACCAACAAGGGAGAAAAGGAUUCAAACUAAGGAAGCGGCGCAUUACAAAUGAGCCUACUGGAGGUUCUGGGGCAACUGGAAACUGCCCUCACUUACUGGAAGCCAUUCCCUGUGAAGAGCCAUCCUGCUAUGACUGGAAAGCAGUGAGACUUGGAGACUGUGAACCAGAUAAUGGAAAAGACUGUGGGCCCGGCACUCAAGUUCAAGAGGUUGUAUGCAUCAACAGUGAUGGAGAAGAAGUGAACAGACAGCUAUGCAGAGAUGCAAUCUUUCCCAUCCCUGUGGCCUGCGAUGUGCCAUGCCCAAAGGACUGUGUGCUCAGUGCAUGGUCCACAUGGUCCUCCUGUUCACACACCUGCUCUGGGAAAACUACAGAAGGGAAACAGAUCCGAGCUCGCUCCAUUCUGGCCUACGCAGGUGAAGAAGGUGGAAUCCGCUGCCCGAACAGCAGUGCCUUGCAAGAGAUGCGCAGCUGCAAUGAGCAUCCUUGCACUGUGUAUCACUGGCAAACUGGUCCCUGGGGUCAGUGUAUAGAGGACACAUCAGUGUCAUCCUUCAAUACGACUACAACGUGGAAUGGGGAGGCCUCAUGUUCUGUGGGCAUGCAGACACGAAAAGUCAUCUGUGUGCGAGUCAACGUGGGCCAAGUGGGACCCAAGAAGUGUCCUGAGAGCCUUCGGCCUGAAACAGUGAGGCCUUGCUUGCUUCCUUGUAGGAAGGAUUGUAUCAUGACCCCAUACAGCGACUGGACACCAUGUCCCUCUUCAUGCAGAGAAGGGGACUCUGGAACCAGGAAGCAGUCUCGACAUCGGGUCAUCGUUCAGCUACCAGCCAAUGGAGGCCGGGACUGCUCAGACCCUUUAUAUGAAGAGAAGGCUUGUGAGGCCUCUCCCACGUGUUACAGCUACAGGUGGAAGACACACAAAUGGCGCAGGUGCCAGCUAGUUCCUUGGAGCAUUCAACAGGAUGUCCCUGGAGCUCAGGAAGGCUGUGGGCCUGGACGACAGGCAAGAGCCAUUACUUGUCGAAAGCAAGAUGGAGGGCAGGCUAGCAUCCAGGAGUGCCUCCAGUAUGCAGGCCCUGUGCCAGCCCUGACCCAGGCUUGCCAGAUCCCCUGCCAAGAUGACUGUCAAUUUACCAGCUGGUCCAAGUUUUCUUCGUGCAAUGGAGACUGUGGUGCAGUUAGGACCAGAAAGCGAGCUAUUGUUGGAAAAAGCAAAAAGAAGGAGAAAUGUAAAAACUCCCAUUUGUACCCUCUGAUUGAGACUCAGUAUUGUCCUUGUGACAAAUACAAUGCGCAGCCUGUGGGAAACUGGUCAGACUGUAUUUUACCGGAGGGGAAGGCUGAAGCGCUGUUGGGAAUGAAGGUACCAGGAGACAACAAGGAAUGUGGACAAGGAUACCGUUACCAAGCGAUGGCGUGCUACGAUCAAAAUGGCAGACUCGUGGAGACGUCGCGAUGCAACAGCCAUGGUUACAUAGAAGAAGCAUGCAUCAUCCCCUGCCCCUCAGAUUGCAAGCUCAGUGAGUGGUCCAACUGGUCUCGCUGCAGUAAGUCCUGUGGCAGUGGUGUGAAGGUCAGGUCCAAGUGGCUUCGAGAAAAGCCUUAUAAUGGAGGAAGGCCUUGCCCCAAACUGGACCAUGUCAACCAGGCACAGGUGUAUGAGGUCGUCCCAUGCCACAGUGACUGCAACCAGUACAUAUGGGUCACAGAGCCAUGGAGUGUCUGCAAGGUGACCUUUGUGGACAUGCAAGAUAACUGUGGAGAGGGUGUGCAGACCCGAAAAGUGAGAUGCAUGCAGAAUACAGCAGAUGGCCCUUCUGAACAUGUGGAGGAUUACCUAUGUGACCCAGAAGAUAUGCCCCUGGGCUCUAGAGAGUGUAAACUACCAUGCCCUGAGGACUGUGUGAUAUCUGAGUGGGGGCCAUGGACCCAGUGUGCUUUGCCUUGCACUCCAGGUGGCUCCCGGCAAAGGUCAGCUGAGCCCAUCAGACAGCCUGCUGAUGAGGGAAGAAUCUGCCCCGAUGCCGUGGAGAAAGAGCCCUGUAAUCUGAACAAAAACUGCUACCACUAUGACUACAACGUCACAGACUGGAGUACAUGUCAGCUGAGCGAAAAGGCAGUUUGUGGAAAUGGCAUAAAAACAAGAAUGUUGGACUGUGUUAGAAGUGAUGGCAAGUCUGUUGACCUGAAAUAUUGUGAAGAGCUUGGCCUAGAGAAGAACUGGCAAAUGAACACAUCCUGCAUGGUGGAAUGCCCUGUGAACUGUCAGCUUUCAGACUGGUCUCCUUGGUCAGAAUGUUCUCAAACAUGUGGACUCACAGGAAAAAUGAUUCGAGGACGAGCAAUGACCCAGCCCUUUCAAGGUGACGGGAGACCUUGCCCUUCCCUGAUGGAACAGUCCAAGCCUUGCCCAGUGAAGCCAUGCUAUCGUUGGCAGUAUGGCCAGUGGUCUCCAUGCCAAGUUCAGGAGGCCCAGUGUGGAGAAGGAACCAGGACACGGAAUAUUUCUUGUGUAGUGAGUGACGGCUCAGCUGAUGAUUUCAGCAAAGUGGUCGAUGAAGAAUUCUGCACUGACAUUGAGCUCAUCGUAGAUGGUAAUAAACAGAUCGUUCUGGAGGAAACCUGCACCCAGCCCUGCCCAGGUGACUGCUAUUUGAAUGACUGGUCUUCAUGGAGUCUGUGUCAGCUGACCUGCGUGAAUGGUGAGGAUCUUGGCUUUGGUGGAAUACAGGUCCGAUCCAGAGCAGUGAUUAUACAGGAACUAGAGAAUCAACAUCUGUGCCCAGAGCAGAUGUUAGAAACAAAGUCAUGUGAUGAUGGACAGUGCUAUGAGUAUAAGUGGAUGGCAAGUGCUUGGAAGGGCUCCUCUCGAACAGUCUGGUGUCAAAGGUCAGAUGGUGUAAAUGUAACAGGUGGCUGCUUGGUGGUGAGCCAGCCUGAUGCCGACAGGUCUUGUAACCCACCCUGUAGCCAACCUCAUUCAUACUGUAGUGAGAUGAAGGCAUGUCGCUGUGAAGAAGGGUACACUGAAGUCAUGUCCUCCAACAGCACCCUUGAGCAAUGUACACUUAUCCCAGUGGUGGUGAUUCCCACUGUGGAGGACAAAAGAGGAGAUGUGAAAACCAGUCGGGCAGUUCACCCAACCCAACCCUCCACUAACCCAGCAGGACGGGGCAGGACUUGGUUUCUACAGCCGUUUGGGCCAGAUGGGAGACUAAAGACCUGGGUUUAUGGUGUCGCAGCAGGGGCAAUUGUGCUGUUAGUGUUCAUUGUCUCCAUGAUUUAUCUAGCUUGCAAAAAGCCAAAGAAACCGCAAAGACGGCAAAACAACCGCCUCAAACCUUUAACCUUAGCAUAUGAUGGCGACGCCGAUAUGUAAUGUUGAAACAACCAACCUUGGCCAUUUGCCUUUGUAGUAGACAUCCAGGGGCCACAGUGCCAGUAUUCAAAUUAUGAAUUAUAAUCAACUUUAACUGUUAUGAAUACUAUCAUUAAGAAAAAAAGAGAAAACCCUACUCCCACUGGGAAUAUUCAAGACAGUGCCACUGACAUAGAGAGAGUCAACUCUGAGAAUUCUAGGAGAUGAAGUGGAAUGCAUGUUGUGUCUUGAAAGUUUUGUAUCAUCUUUUCAGAAAUCCACCAAUUGAAAAAAAAAAAAAAACACUUUUGAUUUCUAAAAAGUAGUGAGGAAAUUGGCCAAUUUGGAAGCCAGAUGCAAGACUGCUUGCAGCACUAACCCACAGAACUUUCUAGCAUGAAGAGUUCAUAAUGAAGGCUUUUCAAUUCUAACUUAAGCAUAACAACAUGUAUGCUCAAUCAAAUGACUUACAAUAUGAUAUCAUCUUAUAUACUUGUUAAUAAUCAACUUUUAACAGUGAAGAAGACAUAAGCCCUAUGCUAGAUGAAGAACCCAUUGAACAGUUUAGCAUCUUCAUGGUUGAUGGUAGCUUUUAUUGGCCUGCAUUUUAGAGACAAACUCUUUUUAUAAGACUAUUCUUGUCUCUCUCCAAGGUAUGAAUGCUGGACAUGUACUAGGACCUUAGAAGACAGAAUCCUCAAGUUCUGUAUUUUAUAGCAGUUAUUGUCUAGAAAACAAACAUGCUCGUGUUAAUACAUUUCUACUUUCCCUAAUUUCACACUGGUUGCCUACAUCUUUUUUGCUGUAUGGAAGGCACAUUUUGCACUAUAUUAGUGCAGCAUGAUAGGCACUUCACCAGUAUUGCCAUAGAAACUGCCUCUUUUCAUAUGGGAUGAAGACAUCUGUGCCAAGAGUGCUGUGGAGACAUUUGCAGGCCUUUGUUCUCGGAAGAGAGUUAGUUCAGUCUCGAUGGUAACAGGAUCAAAUCUGCUAUUACAUCUGCUGUCUACACUCUCCCUUCUCACUACAGCCACUAUGAAAUUGACAAAACGGCAAGAGUUCAAGUGUUGAAAUCCCUAACCAUCAACCCCCAAAGGUGGAACCCCUGGUUGGGUUGCAGUGGCUCUUGGAAGGCUGUUUCUGAUGAGAUUUAUAUAUUUGUUAUCUUUGUUUAAAAAAAAAGAAGAAGAAAAGAAAAGAAAAAAGGACCGGUUGUCUUCAUAAUUUUGAGCAGAUGGAGAAAAUGAUGUAUCAAUGAUUUUUCUAACAAAACAAAUCGAAGUUGUAUGUGAGCUUUUCUUUCUUCCUAAUUUGCUUUCUCGGUGUGAGGUUGGCAUUCUGCCAGGUAGGCCGUAUUUCCCAGUCAUGACCUUUUGCCCUUCUCAUGGCUGAAAUCUGAAGGAGCAUGAUAUUUAAACCUAAAAUUUAAAAAGAAAAGAGUGAAGGAACUCGUCCAGAGCUUGCUUCAGUGUAGAAAGGGUUACAAGCUUUUUGAGCAGAAGAUCAAACGGGACAUGUUCUCAGUCAGGUCUGUAGUUGAGUUCACAACACUGUGACUGUGCAAUGUUGCCAGAGAAGAUUCUCAGCAGGAAAAACAGUGACAUCACUGUUUUCAGCAGAACUUCCUUUCCAUGAAAACCAACAGGCUAUGUUUACAUGUCUUAGUUUGUGGCCCCACCUUACACUCUAGGAGCUUUUUUAGAGCUAGCUCUACAUUAUAUAGUUGUUAGUUUUAGUUUGUUUACUCUCUGUCUACCAGAUUUAAUCUCACAGGUCACAAUUUAUAGUCAUUACUUAUGAUUGCCUCAGAUAUGGCUCUAUGUUCACUGGCAUAGCCCAGGAAAUGCCACUAUGAGAUAUAUCUCCUUUCUUCUAUAAAGGAAGUUAAACUAUAACAUGAAAAAAAAAAAAAAAAAAAAAAAAAAACAGUCACAUAUUUCUGGCAGUAACUACUACAUUUAGCCUCUGCUAGGGACCAUUAUGCUUUUCAGUCUUUAAAAUACCAUUAUGCUUUUGAGUUUUGUUUUGUUUUGUGUUGAUUUGUUUUGUUUUGUUUUUAAUCUUAAAUGCAUCUGUAUUGCUGGAACUGUGGUUUGGGUGGUGAGGUAUUUGCCUUCAUAGACUGAGUAUGAGCUCCCUCUGCUGUCCAUUAGAACAGCUUUUUCUGGAAAGAUUACAAAAGAAUUCUGAGUGAGAGGAUGUCUCCCAAAUGAAAAUCUUUAUAUAUAAUUCAAUAUAAAAAAUGUGAUAGUGUUUCUUAUUUAUUCCAAAUGUAAGGCUUUAGAUAAUAAAUGGCAUUUCAAAGAGAGCGUGUUGGGCGGGUGGGUGAGUUUCACUUUAAGCCAAGGAUUUAGUUGAGGUAAAACAUGAAGAGGAAGAAAAAUAAUAUUGUUAUUCUAAAACUGUGAUUGUGCGCU
Messenger RNA from Onychomys torridus (southern grasshopper mouse), 7624 nucleotides. RefSeq names its product thrombospondin type 1 domain containing 7A (gene Thsd7a). NCBI's taxonomy places the organism in Eukaryota, Metazoa, Chordata, Mammalia, Rodentia, Cricetidae. The transcript is spliced from 28 exons. Gene Ontology annotation, biological process: actin cytoskeleton organization. Bases 288 to 5228 code for a protein of 1646 amino acids. Gene Ontology annotation, cellular component: plasma membrane. The record is from RefSeq and is a predicted model, not a curated record.